Molecule: messenger RNA, 1461 nt
Organism: Solanum stenotomum
Lineage: Eukaryota; Viridiplantae; Streptophyta; Magnoliopsida; Solanales; Solanaceae
Product: protein NLP7-like
Exons: 2
Coding region: 1-1461 (486 amino acids)
Molecular function (GO): DNA-binding transcription factor activity
Source: RefSeq, a predicted model, not a curated record
AUGGAGCUCUCUCCUUCAGAUGUAUGUUCCCAAAUGCCCUGCCAACUGGACUGGUGUCAACUGGAGUCCAACGCCUGGGCAUUUUCGAGCAGAAAAUACAAAGAUGAAUUGGGUUACCAGCGAACCAUUCACCCUAUCAUGUGUGAGUCUGUUGUGAAUAUCAAACUUAUUUUCCAAUUUUUGCUUAGCACUAGUAAAUCUUUUGAAUCUUAUCUUCUUCAUACAGCUGCUGCUUCUGUUUUAUCCAUGUUUCCAACUGAGAAAUGGAGGAUCCAAUCUGUUAUGGAGAAAAUGUCGACUUCAAAUGUUUCUCUGGUUCAAUUCUGGGCACCCAUCAAGGUCAAUGGAUCUACUUUCAUGUCCACUACGGAUCAAACAUUUGGUUUCUAUAACGAACUCGAUAAGAGGCUCUCUUCAUACAGGAAGCUCUGUCUAGAUACCUUGAUUCCAAUUGACGACUACAUCGAAAGUCUAUUUGGCCCAAUUGAACGAGUUUACACAAGAUGCUUGCCAGAAUAUAACCCCGACGUCCGAAGCUACUCCGCUGCAGAAUUUCCACUGCUCGAAACUGCAAUUCGCUUGGGAAUUCAUUCUUAUUAUGCAGUUCCAGUGUUCAACAACUAUGACCAGCAGUACCGUGGUGUACUUGAGAUUGUAUCUACACAACCAUCUCUUCAUCUUUCCGAUCUUAUUACGCCGCCUGUUGAUGAUAGACUUGAUGAAAUAAAGAACGGGUUAUAUGAGAUCCUUGAAAGAGACAGUUUACCCUUUGCUCAAAUUUGGGUUCCUUAUUCUCCAUCUGUCUCUUUAAAAGUCUUGUAUUGUGCUGCUGCCUCCAUCUAUGAACGUUCGAGUUCAAUGUGUCAUGAGUUUGAACAUAUUUCUGAGGCCUGUUUUAUUGAGAGCGGUACGGCAUUGGUCGGGAGGGCAUUUGCAUCCCAAGGUUCAUGCUUUUGCAAAGAUGUUACUCUAUUAAGCAUCAAAGAGUACCCUUUGGUGCCUAGUGCACAAAAAGUUAGAUUCACUCAGAGUUUUGCAAUUUGCUUGCAAAGUAAAUGCGCCAACAAUAGCGUUUACGUAGUUGAGUACUUUCUGCCACCCAACAAAAUGUCUGCUAGAGAUACAAGGACUUACAUAAAUAUGCUUAUAUCCACAACGAAAGAACGACUUCCAGGUUUCAUAGUUGCUCCUGGAAAAGAACUAGGGCAGAGGAUCCUCGUUGAAGUUGUUAAAGUUUCCCCGAGUGAUGAAUUUGACUCCUUUGAAAUUGACCAAUCUCUACCGAGUGUUCAAUCACUUCAGGAUGGAGGAGGAACAACAGAAAUUGGCCGUCUGCUGAGUGUUCAAUUUCUUCAGGAUGUAGGAGAAACAACUGAAAUUGAUUCUUUCUGCCAACAGUCAAAUAAUGUUGUUGCUGCUGCUGCACUACUGGUUCCUUUCUUGUUCAUCAGACAAGCGUGA